GUGACACUAAGAGUUUCACGGUGGAACACGGUCCCUCUUUAAAUAACUGUAACUUUGGGUUUUCUUUAAUGGGUCGAGGCUCGUUGUGGAAACAUAGUGCGUCUGUCUAUUGAGGAGUGACUCACGUAAUAUUUAUUACGUGAGCGGAGCGGACGCGGUGGUGUGUGUGUGUGUGUGUGUGUGUGUGUGAGGGGGGAGUUUCCGUAUUUGUGCAACUAUUGUACUUGUAUUAAGAUCAGUGUGUUUUAGUGACAGUCUCCGCUCAGAUGGAUUCCUUCACCUUCCUCUACGAUGUCCCUCCGGUCAUCGUCGAAAGCUUCUGUAAGAUCAUGGACAGCGGGGAUGACAGUCUGGGAUGGCGCGGACUAGCGGUCCGAAUCGUCCCCAGCUUGUUAGAGGUUCGCAUGUUGGAGCGCUUGGAGGCAGCGGGUCGGAGUCCCACCAGGGAGCUGCUGUGGUCCUGGGCUCAGCAGAAUCCAAGAGUCCAGGACCUGCUAAAUGUGCUGAAGGACAUGGGCCACCACAGGGCCCUGCAGCUCUUCCAGAGUCAGUUAGAAACCAGUAAAGAGUCACCUUUGACCCACAGUAAUCAACAUGCCGGGUCCACAGAGCAGAUACCAGCAGCUAAAGAGAAGGAAAAGACGAGCUCUUCAAGCCAAGCUGCAAGUUCUGCGAGGCCAGCUGAAGAAACCCAGCCUCCCAUCAUCACUUUCCAAGACGUCAUAGAAGGAACCAGAGAUUUUCAUGAUGAAAUGAGGAUUGCAGAGGGCCAGUUCUCUAAUGUCUACAAAGCACAGAUUGGAAAUAAAACAUUCGCAGUGAAGCUUUUUAAACAGAUACAUAAGGGCUCGUGGAAGAAGCUGUGGGAUAUCUUCAGAAAAGAAAUGGAAAUUCAUAAUUUGUGCCAACAUCCAAAUAUCCUAGACUUGUUGGGCUGUUUUUCUGAUGAGGACCACUAUUGUCUGGUCUAUCCCUACCUCCCCAAUGGAUCGCUUUUCGACAGACUACACCUUCAGGAUGGAGAGCGUCCUCUGUCCUGGCAGGAGCGUCUCAACAUCAUCAAGGGAAUCGCAAAGGCUCUGCAUCACCUCCACACGGCCCAGCCCUGCCCGGUGAUCUGUGGCAACAUUUCCAGUUGUAACAUACUCUUGGAAGAUGCCCUGCAGCCCAAGCUGACUAACUUUGGCUUGGCUCGUCUACGACCUCAAUCAGUCAGUCAGUACUGCACCAUCACUCACGAUACGAGUUCCCACAGCAACCUGGGAUACCUCCCUGUGGAGUACAUCCGAGAUGGCAAGCUGUCCUUCAGCCUGGAUGUUUACAGCUUUGGAAUGGUCAUAAUGGAAACAGUAACAGGACGGAAGGUCAUAGAGGACGCACCUAAGCAAACGCUGCUGAGAGAUUUGCUGGCCACUGAGGUUGAGGUCAGUGGUGGUGUUGACUCAUGUCUGCAGUUUUUGGACGAGACGGCUGGUCGGUGGCCGACUGCUGUGGCCCUCAGCCUGUUGGCUCUGGCCUUGGACUGCACAGCUAGCCGCCACCGCCACAGACCAAGCAUGGAGAAUGUGCUCCUGGCUCUGAGCCAGCUGCUUCCUCCACCUACAUGCCCACUUGCCGACCAACCCCGCAGCCUGGACGACGGAGCCCCCAUCAAAGCCCAGCAAGUCUCCUUGUCCUCAGCCCAGCAAGGCUGCUCAUCCUCCAUACCUGUGGAGCACGAUGAGCAGCACAGCCUCCCCAGCUCUCCAAUCCUGUCGGGGCCCUGUGAAUGCAGCCAGUCAGAGGUGACGUACCUGAGUGACGCCGUGGGUGCCCGUGGUGAAGCGGCACCAGACCUGUACAGCAGCUGGCCCGUACAGUGCAGCUGCCCGGCCGAGGCGGGUGGUCUGGCCUGCGAGGACUGCAGGGCCAACGGGUUCACCCUCGACCGCGCAGAGAGUCCUCAGAGUGACUCCAGUGUGGUGGAAAACACAGUCAAACAGAGACUGAGGAACAAACUGAGUCUUUAUGACAAAGGGCAGCUUCACACAGAGGAGUUGUUCUCUGAAACAGGACUACAGUAGAGAACAGACUUCCUGUUACAGGUCACAAUCACCUUUGGUGGACAGCAGUUACGCUUACAACUUGUCACCUGUGAACAGCUCCAGAUAACUCUCAACAGCUGGUUUGCAUUUUUGGUUUGAAACGUCAUGGGAGAGAAAGAGACUUUGUUUUCACUCCUCAGGCUUCACAUGAGCAGGAGCAGCCCUGACGCAGGACAUGCUCUAAACAUUAGAUCAGAGAUGAGCAAAACUGACAGUGUUGCAUCAGGAAUUUGAAAAAUGGAUGGCUCAGUGUUCUCAGACUCAAAUGCAGGAGGUGGAGUGAAAUAAUUAAAAACAGUAGCAGAGUUACAAAAUGUAUUUAAAUAUAUUUAAUGAAUUGUUGCCAAAGGAAACAACAGCAAGCAAACUUUCUUUUGCAAACCAUUUAUAUGAACUCAUCCAGUAUCCUUCCUGUCUUCAUUAUCAUUAUUAUUAUUAUUAUUAUUAUUAUUAUUAUUAUUGUUAUUGUUAUUAUUAUUAUUAGUAGUAGUAGUCAGCAGUAAUCAGUAAUGUCUCUAUUUAUCUUUAAACAAAGUGUUUGUAUAGCUGCUUGUGUUCACAUGUUAACGUGUAGAUUCUGCAAACCCAACAUGGUGUAGGAGAGAAAAUCAUUUGUGCACAGCUUUCAGAUACAGCUGAAAUGGUCAGCAGAUCAGCAGAGCAUUGAUUAGCAACAAUUUUCAAUCAAUCAUCAAUGUUUCUACAUGCCAAAAUGCAGAUAUACAUUUGCCAUUUUCCCCCCUGUUUUACAUCACUGUAAAUUGAUUGUCUUUGUCCAAUAAAACAACCUCAUUUAAACAUCUGGA
Lates calcarifer (barramundi perch) is the source of this 2890-nucleotide messenger RNA. RefSeq names its product interleukin-1 receptor-associated kinase 3 (gene irak3). Bases 267 to 2063 code for a protein of 598 amino acids. Gene Ontology annotation, cellular component: plasma membrane. The record is from RefSeq and is a predicted model, not a curated record. Gene Ontology annotation, biological process: protein phosphorylation; signal transduction. Gene Ontology annotation, molecular function: protein binding; ATP binding; protein kinase activity. The transcript is spliced from 13 exons. Lineage: Eukaryota; Metazoa; Chordata; Actinopteri; Centropomidae.